Molecule: messenger RNA, 1008 nt
Organism: Esox lucius (northern pike)
Lineage: Eukaryota; Metazoa; Chordata; Actinopteri; Esociformes; Esocidae
Product: GTPase IMAP family member 9-like
Exons: 2
Coding region: 1-1008 (335 amino acids)
Molecular function (GO): GTP binding
Source: RefSeq, a predicted model, not a curated record
AUGAAAGGGGAGACCCUCCUCUUCACUCCCACCUGGGCCCGCCCCCUCCAGAGCUUGACAGCAGAGUGGAGUUGCUCACCACAAAGCUCAGUGUUAAAGAAGUUGGAGAAGAGUGGACCUAAGGGAGCAAAACAAAGGCUGAUGGAGGUGCAGAAAACGAGAGAGGACAUCAGAUCAAUCUGGGAGUUGAGGAUUGUGCUACUGGGAUCCAGGUGGUCUGGAAAGAGUUCAGCAGGAAACACUGUCCUGGGCAGAGAAGAGUUUGACCUGAGGAGAACUGGUCAGUGUGUGAAGGGACAGGGAGAAGUAGCAGGACGGCGGGUCACUGUGGUCGACACUCCAGGAUGGCGGAGAGAUAUCCCUUUAGAGUGGACUGCUGAGCUGGCCAAACACGAGAUGACGCUCAGUGUGUCCCUCUGUCCUCCGGGACCGCACACUAUCCUCUUGAUCAUUGAUGUGGAUUUUGAAUUCAUUGAGGAAAACAGAAGAGCUGUGGAGGUACAACUGGAGCUUCUCAAUGAGACAGUCUGGAGUCACACUAUGGUGCUGUUCACUCAUGGGGAUUAUCUGGGAGACACGACCAUUGAGCAGCACAUUAAUAGUGAAGGGAAGGCCCUGCAGUGGCUUGUUGAGAAAUGUGGAAACAGGUAUCAUGUCUUCGACAAUAAGAACAGGGGUGAUGGAACUCAGGUCACAGAGCUGCUGGAGAAGAUAGAGGAGAUGGUGGCAGGAAACAGAGGAUGUCAUUAUAAAACCAUUCCCACAACCUGCUUCACAGCCACACUGUGUCAACAACCUGCCACACAGCAGCUCCAGUCAGAAGAGCUCCAAGAAGAAGACAACCUCACCAAGGUAGAAACCUCUAACACCAAUUUGAAUAACCUGGAACCAGAGCUGAAGAACCUGUUUGACCCGUCUCCUGUGGCAUCCCUGGGGCUGUUAGGUCCACUAAUACCUCACCAAGAAGACAGGAGGGGUGGAGGCCCAAGGAUGAGCUCUGUAGACUAG